AUGGCUGUUGUCAAUACCAUACCACUUGCUGCUGUAGUCAUAAUUGCAUCUGUAGUUGCUGUAGGAGCCAGCAGCUUAGAGUUUGACGUGGCCUCGCAGGGGUUCCAGGAAUUUUACAGCGGGAUGAAGAAGGCCCUCAUCGCUGCCGGAGCCACUCAUCUACAGCAGAGCCACCUCGGCGCCGGCGGCCAGCAUGUCCUUGUUCUUACUCAGCUGAAGACCCACGGAGCAUACGACGUGCUCCUAGGAGCCAACGGCUUGGAGUUUGAUGCGGCCUCGCAGGGGUUCCAGGAACUCUGCAGCGGGAUGGAGAAGGUCAUCGCUGCCAUCGCCAACCAUCUACAGCCGAGCUACCUCGGCGCUGGCGGCCAGCACGUCCUUGUUCUUCCUCGGCUGAUGAAGACGCAAGAAGCAAACGAAGUGCUCCUCGAGCAGCUGGAUAAUUUGCUGAAGACGAUCCACGACACGACAACGAGCUGCUGUCGCCAGUCCCUUCCAAGCACCUGA
Miscanthus lutarioriparius is the source of this 507-nucleotide messenger RNA. The record is from the annotation of a GenBank genome assembly. Lineage: Eukaryota; Viridiplantae; Streptophyta; Magnoliopsida; Poales; Poaceae.